UUAUAAUUAACAUAAAUAUGAACUUGCUCCAGAAAAAGAAGAAAGCCAAGCACUUCAAGGAGGAUGAAGACGAUGAUCUGGGUGGCAACAUGGCAGCACUAGAAGAAAUGGGUGAAGUAGGCCGACCAGACUGGAUGGAAUCCGCCAGCUCUGAUGACGGCAAAUUAAUGGAUAAUCGGAACAAUUUUGAUCUUGGCCGCCCACCUUCUCCAUCUGUUGAUAGUGAAGAGGAAGAAGAAGUGAUGGAGCAAAAGCCUCCACCAAAGGCUAUUGACCGGACAGGGUCCAAGUAUUUCAGAGAGAGUAAUAAUAUUAAUGCAGCAGAGAUCAUCUCGGAUGACGACGAUGAUGAAGAUUUUGAAGCAGAUCUUAAGGCUGCUCAACAACAAAUGAAGCAAAAGGCUGCUAAAAUUGCAAAUCCUGUAAACAAUGAAUUUGGAGAGGAAAACAUGAAAGAGCCUGGAAUUGUAAAUCAAGUAGCUUUGGCUCACCAGAAGUAUAAUACUUCAGAGAACAUGAUUGGAGGUGCAGAAAACUCUGCCAGAAAGAAGAAAAAGAAAAAGAAGAAAAAGAACAUCAUUAAUAACACAGCAGUAGUUGAAGGGGAUAACUAUGAUUUAAACAUCAAUGGGAAUGUCCCUCAAGCCUAUCCUGGUGAUGGCGAGUUUGACCAAGAUUAUCUUAAUCCAUCCCAAGAGAAGGCUAAAAAGAAGAAAAAGAAAGGGAAGAAUAUUGGUAAAACAAUGAUUAAUGAUCCUUUGGCCUCAGAUCUAGCACAAGAAGCACAUCAUAAUCUCUACGAUCAAGCUAGGCAAAAUGCAGAAGAACUUAAGAAUGGUAUUGCCGAAGCCAGUGAGGAUGACUCUGACCUUGAAAGCAAGCUCAACAGGCUCAAAGACCAAAGCGACGAUGAUAUUGGCUCUAGUGUCAUGAGAGGUCCAGUGGUGGCAACACAUCCUGAACAAAUGAACCCUGGCGUUGAGAGUCACCAUGCAGAGAGGCCUCAGCCAGUCGCGAAUGCACAAGCCAGUCAGUCUGCCGUACCACAAGACGAUGGUGAAGCCAUUUUGAAGGCGACGUUUCCAGAUUUGGAUGACGAUCAGAUAAAGACAUUUUACGAAAUGACAGGCAAAGACGUGCACAAAGCAAAGCAGAUAAUUAACCAGCAACUGGGGAUCUUUACUGAAGAAGAUCAAGAUCAGCUUCAAGGCGUUGAUCCAAAUGAUGUUGAAUUUAAUCUUUUGGCAGGACAGAUGGAUCCUAAUGCGAUAACAGAAGAAGAACGAAAGAUGAUUGAGCAAGCGAUUCGAGAUUCAGAGGGUCCCAGAGAUGUAGUACCUCAAGGUGUCCAUGCAGUUAAUCGUAGGCAAAUGGCUCAACAUGCCCAACACGCUCAAGCUCAGGCCCAAAAGCUUGCUGACCCUGCUCAAUAUGUUGAAGGUGACAGUACUUCAAGUCGAAAAGAUAAAAUAAAGAAUGCGAAGAGAAACGAGAAGGUUAAGAAAGGGGGCAAUCAGUGUUGAUCAAUAUUCUAA
Messenger RNA from Moneuplotes crassus, 1535 nucleotides. The record is from the annotation of a GenBank genome assembly. Lineage: Eukaryota; Ciliophora; Spirotrichea; Euplotida; Euplotidae.